Molecule: messenger RNA, 11219 nt
Organism: Apis cerana (Asiatic honeybee)
Lineage: Eukaryota; Metazoa; Arthropoda; Insecta; Hymenoptera; Apidae
Gene: sns
Product: sticks and stones
Biological process (GO): cell-cell adhesion
Cellular component (GO): cell-cell junction; plasma membrane
Molecular function (GO): cell adhesion molecule binding
Source: RefSeq, a predicted model, not a curated record
CAUACGUUUUGUCGUGUUCGGUGUGUUUAUCUAUGUUCCUGUAACGGAUCCAUUUUAUCAUGGAGGAGUACGGAAUGAAAUUGUUAUCGAUGAAGCUGAUCCUAAUUUUCUUCUUCUUUUCUACUCCAGUCAUCGUAAAAGGCGAGGGAGGGCAAUAUUUUCGCGUGAGGCCGAGAAACAGCUCUGUCCAGGAAGGCCGUGACGUAACAAUAUCUUGCGAAGUUGGAAACAGAGUUGGGAUCGUGCAGUGGGUGAAAGAUGGCUUCGCCUAUGUCAUACAAUCGAAUGGAGAAAUCGUGGGGCAUCCGCGAUUGAGAUUAAUAGGCGAUCAGAGCACAGGAGUUUACAAUCUUCAGAUCACGCAGGCUUCUUUGACCGACGAUGGGGAAUAUCAGUGCCAAGUUGGACCAUAUUUGCGCAUCAAAUCGAUCCGUGCCAACGCUCAUCUCACCGUCAUCUCGCCGCCGCAGAAAGUGGAGAUCAGCAAUCAUCCGAACAAGAAGAAAAUCGAGGUGAAGGUCGGGGAAUCCCGUCGUUUGGAAUGUGUGGUGCGAUCUGCGAAACCUGCGGCCACGAUUACGUGGUAUCGUGGAAACAUUCAGAUCAAAGGGGGCGAAACGUCGAUUACACCGAUUUCCAUCGAGGGUGACAAAGAAGUACAAAAGCCAGGUGAGAACAAGAAGGAAUUGCUCAAGUACGACACCCAUGGUUCCAUCGUCAUUGUUCCUACUGCUGAUGACAACGACAUGGAUUAUACUUGCGAAGCUAAUCACCCUGCAUUACCCUACAGUAUGCCUUUAAGAGCAACCAUCAAACUUUCUGUUUUCUAUCCACCCACCAUGCCGUAUAUCGAAGGUUACACCGAGGGUGAGACGGUGAAACGUGGACAACAAUUGGAUCUGACCUGUCGAUCUCGCGGAGGGAACCCACCUCCCCAAAUAUUCUGGUACAAGAACAACGAAAGGAUCUCGUCACCCUACAGAAACGAGGGCCACUUCUCUGAGAACGUGUUGUCCAUUACUGCAAAAGCGCAGGACAAUAACGCGAGAUACAGAUGCGAGGUAUUCAAUAUCAUGAGCGUGGAACCUUUAAAAGUGCACGUGGAUCUGACUGUACUUUUCGCGCCAUCCGGAGUGACGAUCACCGGGCCAACAGAAGCGAAGGCCGACGAACAAGUGGUGAUCACCUGCACCACGGAGAACUCGAAUCCUCCCGCGGAUAUCAAGUGGACAGUGGACGGUCACAAUUUCGAGAGCAACGCCUCUAGAACCGAGCCAGCUCCCGAAGGGGGUUGGAUCACCACGUCCAACGUGACGUUCAACAUAAAUCGCACCAGUCGCAGUAUAGUCGUGAUAUGCGACGCGUCUAAUGUGAAACUGACCGAGAACGUCGUCAGAACCCACACCAUAACCGUGAUUUAUCCACCGUCGAAACUUAGUAUCACCGGUUACGAGGAAGGAACGACGAUUGACGCAGGAACGGUGCUGAGAUUGUUGUGCACCGCAACUUCCGGAAAUCCACUCGCCACGUUGAGUUGGUACAAGAACGACAGAAAGGUACCGGGAACCACGAGAACGCGAGACCAUGCGGUUUCAAGCGAGUUAACGAUACUCAUAAAUGCAUCUGACAAUAACGCGCGCAUACGAUGCGAGGCAGCGAAUUCCGCAACACAAAUUCCCCUGCUCAAAGUGCUCGUCCUGAAAGUUAACUUUCCGCCUGAUAAAGUCAAGAUCACCCGUGAGCCACAGAAUCUGCACGCAGGCCAAGAGGGUCAUAUCAUUUGCGAAUCGAGCAGCAGUAAUCCGGCGGCGGAGAUGUCGUGGUGGAAGGGCGGGAUCCCGGUUCAAGGUACCAAAAAUGGCACUAAGCCCGGCUUACAUGGGGGAUUUCUAUCGUUCGUCGAGCUCUCGUUGGACGUAACGGAAGAAAUGAAUGGAGAAGUGUAUACGUGUCAAGCGAGAAACAAUCAAAUGGACAGGUCCAUUCACGACGCUACUACGCUCGACGUAUUGUAUAAACCGAUAUUCUCCUCAAUCGAGCCUUACGAGUUAAUUGGAAUGGAAAGCGAACCUUUCGUGAUUUCCGUUUCAGCUAUGGGAAAUCCUAACGAGAUAAGUUACACGUGGACUAGAGAUGGUUUACCUCUGGUCAGUAAUAACAGAAGAAUAUCUGUUCGUGCUUCCACGUUAAAUAUCACUAAACUGGAUCGUCACGAUGCCGGAACUUAUAUCUGUGAGGCCACCAACGAAGAAGGCACGACAUUUUAUCAAUUGAACUUAACUGUUCAAUAUUCAGCGAAGAUUAAACGCACCUCAACUUCGGGGAUAGUAUAUUCUCCUGGAAUCGAAGCGAAAUUGUUCUGCGAAGUGGACGGUAGUCCCAUAGGAGACGAAUACGUCACGUGGCAGAAAGUUGGCUCAAACUCGGAACUCUCCGGCCGAUAUUCCACCUCUUUCAUCAACAAAACUUCUUAUCUGCACAUCGAGAACCCUGAUCAAGAAGAUGUUGGAGAAUAUCAAUGCAAAGUUAACAAUGGAAUCGGCAACGUCACCUCUGAACCUAUUCUUUUCAUCACAAACUUCAAACCACAAAUGAUGAAUACACCAUUGACGAGAAGAGCAGCAGCAAACAAAGGAGCAAACGUUCAAUUGUUAUGCAAAGCAAGAGGCUCGCCUUUACCUCGAUUCUCUUGGACAUUUAAUGGAAAAACAUUGCUUCCUAAUGUCACAGAACAUAAAUACGGAAUUACGCACACUGAUUUAAGCGAAUUAAUUUCCAAUUCGACGUUGACCAUUUUCCGUGUGGCAUCGCACGAUUACGGGAAAUACGAGUGUCGUGCAACGAACAAAAUGGGUCAGUCGACGGAUAUGAUACAUCUAGAUGUGACGUCGCCGCCGGACAAACCUAGCGAUCUUGAGGUGUUCAACGUCACCCACGAUUCUGUCACACUAGUGUGGAAAAGAGGAUUCGAUGGUGGUUUGCCAACCUCGUAUCAGAUACGUUGGAGGCAGGCUCUCGAUUACGAGCAUCGAUACCACUAUCUGGAUGUAUCGGCAGGAGAAUAUAAAACCACGAUAACAGGAUUGUCCCUUGGGACGUACUAUGUGUUCAGCGUGAAAGCUAUCAAUGAGAAAGGGGACAGUGGCUUUCUACCUGACUUGGUUAAAGUUCAAACGCUCCGGCCGAAUAACGCUGAGAACCUGCCGGACGUUCUCUUGGAAAAGGGGGAUUUUACAAUGAAUUAUAUCUAUACGUUUGCAGCAACCUCCCUCAUCUUUUUUAUCAUUAAUAUCUUCAUCAUCGUGUUGUGGUACAUUAUGAGAAAGCGAAAUAAAUCUCGAAUAAACAAAUCGCAAACAGCGGAUAUGUAUGCGCCAUCAACCGUGAAUGGAGACACCAUGACCGGCGAAUUAAGUUCGGUAUCGGAUGAGAAGAGCGACGUUAACUUCGACACUAAUGAUUACGUGGACGAGGGACGAAAGACCGCAGCUAGCACGUAUUUGAUAGAUCAAACAAUGCAAGAUUUUGGAAAAGGCAAUAUGGAAAUGCAGGUACAUCAUCAAGGAACACUUGGUCGCCGUGGCAACCACAUUCAACCACCAAUAAGCAUGGAUUCACCGCCACAACGAACGACAGCCAGUGGAACACUUUCUGUUUCGAAGUCGAGUUACAUCGGAAACCCUAGUCCGGCACCGCCAAACGACGUAAACUUCUACAGUGUCGAGAUCGACAAUGGCCGUUACAUGGGAUAUGAAACGAAUCACAGUCCAGUGGUGGGUGAUCCAGGUUCAGGUAGUUAUUAUCCAUCCAUGAGUCCCACUGGACAUAUGCUUUCGAGUCAUGUGAGCAGCGGGACAGGCACGUUGACACGCAGCAGAACCUUACCACGUCCAGUCCCACCACCAGAUGUGACUGUGAUGACUGCUGGAUCGAAAUCACCGAUACCACCGUCGGUACCUCCACCACCUACUACGUUUGCUCGGUCGGUAUCCAGCAACGCGCACACUCACGGUCAUCCAUUGUCGACUUUCACUCCCACGCCAGCCUAUUCCGAUAUUGAUGGUCAUCUUGUCUGAGGAUCGCCAAUAUUCGGCCCUAGUUCGGUGCGUGGAAAAUAUCGUGCCGUACCGAGGGACGAGACUAUCAUCGUGACAGAAAGAACCACCCGGCUCUAAUAUACAUCUUGAUCUGUGGCUGUCGAAUCAUGGAAUUUUUUUACGAAUCUUCGGCCUUCGUUCGUCGUUUUCGACAUCUCACUGAGCUAUAUGUCAGUUUGAUAUCGUUCGAGAACGUGAAACAGAAUUUUUUUGAUGAAAUUGUGCGAUCAUAAAGAGUUUUGUGUGGGUGCUUCGAUGACUUUCUCAUACACAUUAUCCUCCUUGAACAUAAAAGAAAGUAACGGAAGUAUGUAAAUAGAAACAAAGGAAAAGAGGAACCGAUGUUGCGGUUUCUAUACGUAAUUUUUAAGUAGCAUGCGGUAACACCGUUUGCGAUAUGCAAUAUGCAUUCCUUAUAUGCUGAUUUUAUUGGUUUUUCCGCGGACAUAAUUAUCAAAUACGUACCUCGACUUGGAUCUUAUGAUAGAUCAUAUAAUUACGUUUUUCGCAUAUCACAUUUUAAGAAAAACGAUUGAUACUUGUGAACAACCCAUUGGAAUCAACUCUGAAGAUAUUUUCGUGAUAUCACAGUUAGCAUGCUAUCAGUGAUUUAUUCAAUUUGUUUUUACUAUUUCUUUCUGUGGUUUUUGAUUGCGCUUAUUUACGCACUUUUACUUAAUUGUGACGACUUCAUAGUGAUGUAAAGACUUACAUGAUCCAUCGUGUGAAUUAAAUGGAAAUCGACGAAUUUGUGGAUGGAAGAAACUCAUCUGAGAAUGUUCAUUCUAGUGAGCACAAAGAUAUGAUCAGGUUAAGUUGCAUUUUGCUGAGUUAAUAUCAUUAAAUGAUAAACUCAUGCGAUCCAACUGAUAAAUUAGAUUGUAAAUUAGAAAAAAAGAUAUAAUAAUGAAACGAAAUAUCAGGGAAAUUCGCGAGCCGUAACAAUAUAUAACAAUUUAAAAAUUUUUUUUAGAAAUAUGUUAUACUUAUAAUAUAUUCGAUCGAUGGCGCUUUUGAAAGUCGAAUUUUAAAUCUCGAUUUUAAAUCGAUAAUAUUAUCGAAAUUCUAUCGAUGCUACUACUCUCGAUAUCAUUAUGUAAUAAUGCCAAAUGAUUUUUUCACUUUUUUUUUUCUUUCCUCUUUUUUUAUGAAUGACCGUCCGUUUUGAAGUUAGUUAAUAAAAUAUUAAUAAAAUAUUGGCGAACAUAUUCAUGUUUGAAAUUUUAAAGAGGAAACGAGACAAUCGUUUUACAUAGGGAAAGAAUUGACAACUGAUUUGUAAUCAGUAUAUAUUACUGAUUUUUUUCUUUUCUUUCCCUUUUGCUCAUUACAAAACGCGUUCUCUGUGUUAGAUUGAACAAUUUUUUCAAGCAAAAAAGUGAUAUGUGAGAUAAACAGAAGCUAUUUGUGAAAAAUGAUCUAUCGGUGACAGUCAAUGUGAUCAAAACGUUUAUGAAAAAUGUUUGAUAGGUAUUAAAAUAGUAGAAGAUAUUUAGAUAAGAAAAUUCUAAAACAAUGGACGCGAUAUAAAAGUGAUUUUACUUUCUUACUUUGAUAGAUCAAUAUUUUGUUCCAUAUAUUAGAGACAUGAUUCCCGCGCUUUUUGAGGUUAAGAGGGUAAUCAAGCAAAUUUUCUAUAAAAUUCAAUUUUACAAAAGCAGAUUCGAUUCAAAAUUUAUAAAAAACAUGUUUUCUUCGUACACUAUUAAAAAAUUAUAUGUAUAUAGAUAUGAACAUGUUUGCAUAUCAUAAUUUUUUUAAUUGUUUAUUUUUUAUUUGUUUUGUGACUCGUAAUUUCGUAAUUUUCUAUGAAUAUUAUUAAAUGAUCGUUUUAUUUUUUAAAACGUUGAAUUUUAAUAUAUACGUAUAAAAUAUUACGUAUAAAAUUUACGGAAUUUCCACUGCCGAAUCCUAAAGUCAAUACUAAUACGAAUAGUUUAAUUAAUUAAUUGUCGUGAAACGCAUUUGUAUGAACGCUUUGUUCAUGUCAUUAUUGUUACGGGAAUUGGCGCGAAAUAAAAUAGCAAAUAUAAAGCGUUAAUUCUAUUUUAUGCGUUCGAUAAAAAAAUGUUUUUGCUAUUAAAAUGAUUGAUAUUUCGUUAAAUAAGAUUUAGUUAUCAAACUCAAUAUAUUACAAUUAUGCACGAUAAAUAUGAACGAAUAAUAAGAAUAUUUAUAAAGUAAACAGUUUUCACGUGAUAUCCAAUGAGUGCUGAUUUUGUUUUCUAUCUUUUAUGUAUAGUUUUAUUACUUCGAUUAACAAAAUCGGCACAAUCAGGGAAUAGAAAAUAAAUGAUUAUUAACAAUUUAUUAUUACGCGGUACGAUACAUACGACGUUUAUAAUUAAAUUACAAGAAAUAUGCCAAAUAUUUACAAAUAUUGUUAAUUGUCGUUUAAGAAUGAUAUUUUGUAAAAAUAGCUAGUAAGUAAUUUUUUUGUUUUAACUAUGAUAUUACAAUAUAACUUCACUGCCUAAUUUUUAUUUUUGUACCGCGAAUACGAAUUUUUUUAUACUAAUUGAUAUAAGACUUAGCAUCACGUGAAAACAGUUAACUUAUUAACAAAAAAAAAAGACAGUCGCUUAAUAUUAUUUUUUCAAAAUGGCAAUAGCUUCAAGCCACCUAUAUAUAUAUAUUCAAGUAAAAAGUAUAAUAUCGCAACGAAAUGAUACGAUAUUUAUUAAAAAGAAUCACAACAAUAUAAAAAAAAAAUGUAAUCAACAUAAUCAGUGAAAUCUAUUAUAUAUGCAACAGAAAUUAAAAAAAAAAAAAGAAGUAGGAAAGACAAAAACAAAAAGAAAAGAAAUAAAAGUGAGUGUCUUGGAGUAGUGAUAUCUUCAAAAAAGACAAUAGUACAUAAGUUUAAUUAUACGAAUAUGAGUUUAGUUAAGAGUAAACUAUUUCCCUGGCACAGCCAAGUUAGAAGUUGCAUUUUUGCAUAAAAGGACUUUAUGCAAAACGAUAAGACAGAAAACGUAGUUCGACUAAAUGUUUAUACAUAUAUAUUUUUGCAUUUAUUUCCAUUAAAAAUUGAUUAUCCUUGUAAAUAGUGCGAUAUGUCUCAGCGUUUCACACACUCCAGAAAAAAACAAGUAAUUAAAGAAAAUGGAUCAUAUGAGGGUCUCACUUUACCUAAGCUAUAAUGAAAUAUUGUAUAGGAUUAUUACGCGCUAGGCCACAUAUUAUAUCUGGAAGAAAACAAAAAAAGAAUUAUUCCAGUUAUCGGACGAGACAGCGUCUUUCCGUUUAUCGAAAGCCUAAGUAGUCCACAUAUAUUUUUGAAAAGAAAGAAAAAAAAAGAAAUACAAAAAGACACCGUAUAUGUUUGGCCUAUUGUAAGAAAGAGUCUCGCGAACACACGAUGACGCGUGAAGCGCCACGAGCGACGAAAGCUCGUAUUAAAAAUUGGUCGACGAGGUGUGAGUUUCGUUCAACUUCCAUGAAAGAAAAAUCAUGAUCGAUACGCGCCCAUUUCUUUCAACAAAUUUGUAUAUCGAAAUAACGAGAACAGAAAAGGAAUAAAUUAAAAAGAACGAAUCUAUGUUUGCAAUGUUCAAUAUAAUCAACAAAAGAUGACGUUGAGAAAUCUACGCACGACCCUGGUAACUAUCAUGCUUCUAAUUUGGCUCGCGUAUCGUACGAAUGUAAGUUAAGGAAUACGUAAUAAGUAAGAUUGCUCCAAAAAUACACAGAAAUGCAGCAUCAUUCGCAUAUCCACAUUCAACACAUACACUUCACAUCUAUGCGAGAAAUCACUUUGGAUUAAAUCCACGUAAAUGUAAUACGAGAAUCACUGCGUAGAUAUGUAUAUUCUGAGCAAUCAUACUUAUCGAUAGAGUCUCGAAAGGAUCGAGCGUGAACGAUAGUAUCGAUAAUCGAUUGCAUCCUACACUAUUUUCAUUCUAUUGCAAUCAUUGAUCGAGCUAUCGGUUCGUGCGAGAAUCGAUCGGGUCUGCUAUGUUUGUAAAGUAUUCUUGAAUAAACACGUAACAUAAAAAGAAACGAAAGAAUGAACUUGCACGCGCGGUAAAAGGAAAGACAAGGAAAUCUUAAGAAUGUCGUUCACAUUGUAUACUUUUUCGCGCCGUUGUCAUGUGUGUUUUAUGCUUGAGAACUGUUUGAAAGUUUUACGAAUAUAACGUUUUCGUAGCAUGCGCUAUUGUUAUUUCAUUAAUCAAGAAGGACACUGAUUUGUUACGGUAGAUUCUAUAAAGCUUAAAAAAAAAAAAGAAACGUGUAUUGUUAACCGCUGCUGUUGUGUAUGGAGCCGCAUCGUUCGGCUUAGACUGAUGAUAAAAUUCACGUAUGCUCAAUUAGAGAUCAUGUUUGCGCAUAAUUAAGAAUUCUAUUUACAUAUACAUGUUUUAUAUUUGUAAUUAAUGAAAAUCAUCUAUACUUAAUAUUACCUGAUAUUAUUAGAUUAUGUAAUCUCCAAAGUAUUUGCUCAUCAAAGUGCUAGGCAAGUUAGACGGACCGAUAUUCGUCCAAAAUGGUACCUUGGAGAUGGACAUACCAUCUAACAGUACGAUAUUUGAUAUUUUACACAAUAAUUAAUAAUUUCGUUGAUUAUUCUAAGACAUAGUCAAUCCUAAUUAUACAAUCAUUAAGAUACGAGAAUAUAUAUAUAUAUAUAUAUAAAUUAACCGUUUUACAUGUAUAUAAUGUACAUAUACAAAACUUAGAUAGACAAGAACAAAAAAGGAAAAAGAAAUGAAAUGCAUAACGAAUUAAUAUCAAAUUUAAAGAAACGAUCGAGAGCUUUCGUAACUAGGUAAAUAUUCAUAUUAACUUUUGAUGGUUUUUCUUGGUAUUCGUUUUUUCUAUUUUUUCCUCUUUUAGAAAACAACAGAGAAAAAAACGAAUAUAAAAGAAAGAAGAAUAAUUCUCUCGCCGACGAUACUAUUAUGAUUGUACGUGUCGUUCUAUGUUUUGUAUCUGAAGGCGCUGCACAAAGAACGACAUAAAGUUGCGACAAAACUAUGAAUAUACAAUAAAUCGCCGAAAGUGACGUGACGAAUUUUACCGUGACGAACUUAUCCGUUCCAAAUUACCAUUUCCGUACAAGAGGCGAAGACUGGUUAUAAAUACAUGAGCCGUUGUUUGUCAUUUUUUGAUGCUUCGAACGACUCGAUUUUGUAUUCGAUUUCGAUUAUUCGUUAGAACAAAAUACAUUUUCAAUUAAGAUACUCUUCGAUCUCUUCGAUAAUCGAUUGUUGCGUUUCAUUACAAAUCGACAGGCAAAAAAUCUCGCGCUCAAAAUAAAAAAUGAGCGAUCGCUUUGGGAAAUAUAUUAUUUUGCAUUAUAAUUAUUCGAUAGCUUUUUAAACUAAACGAAAUUAGCAUAUUUAUUAAAUAUUCUAUAGAAAUUAUUUUGAAUUUUGCGCUUUUACAAAUAAAAUAAUAAUGCAAAAACAUAAAAUUGGAAAAAACAUAAUUGGGCAUUCACAUAAGAAAAAUAAAUAAAUUUAUUGUCUCAAAGCAGAUUUCUUGCGCGUCAAAUGAAGAAAAAGACAAAUUUAUCGCGAUAUAUCGAGCGAUACUGAUAAACGAUAAAUCGUUAAGCGUAUCAUCAGAUAUAUAUUGCUUCCGUUUGUGUGCCAAUAAAGAAAAAUCGACAUUCUUGAUGUAUAAAUAUAUGAAACUUAAAUGAGAACGAUAUUAUUGUUACGCGGGCCGCUGUUACGGCUAAUUUUUUCUGAUCAGAAUUUACGAUGCAAUGUAAUUCUUUGGAGCAAUCAUCGCUGUUUAUAAGUACAACCGAUAAAAAUUACUGAAGAGGGAAAAAAGAAGCUCUCCGAUAAAAGAAAAAAAUAAAAAAAAAAAAAAAAGAAAAAGAAAAAAAGAAAAAAAUGAAUAAGAGAGACAGACGGGAAGAAAAAAAAUCGUGUAAUAUAAACUAAGCUACCGAGCAAUUGGUAUGCAUUAAUUACUUGUAUAUAUACAUAGUAUUUUUACAUUCUAAUUCUAAAUUACAUUUCCAAUUCUAAAUGGUAAUAACAUUACUCUGUGAGCUUCGCUUGUCAUUUGUGUAAAUCGUCGAUGAUAUUUCUUUUAUAUUUGUUCGAUUUAAAAAAUAGAAAAGCUAACGCGAAUGUUAUGAACGUUACGCGGCAAACGUUAUACCUUUUCUUGUGCUUAUUUUAUUGCACCCUCUUGCACAAGAUUCAAUACACGCCUCGUGCCUUCAUCGCACUUAAAUUAAUUGAUUAGAAUGUAUAAGGUUAUGGUCGUACGUGUAAUGUUCCUAGUCGUGAUUAUUCGUGGGAAAAAUUAUUUGCUAUUUUAUGGCAGAUAUUUGUAUUUUUAUCAUAAUUGCAUUAACUUGUACAGGCCACAUCCAUAUCUAUAAUUGAUCAAGAUAUAAAGUGACAUUUCGUUUGAUACGAAACAUAAAAAAUUAAUAUUCCGCGAAUAUUUUCGUAAAUGUGACAUCCCACGUGGCCAUAAACCAAUUAGGAUGACAAGAAGAAUAUUUCAUUGGGCACGUCGUGUUACGAUGUAUUCGAUGUUUGUACGUGUAAUUUGACUUCUAUUUCACUUAUGCUCAUAGCGGAUGUGAUCGUAUCUUCUCGAAUACACUGUUAUACGACGUGCAAAAGCGAAGAAUAACAUUCACUGAGAUGUACUCGUGCACAUCUUUAGCCAUUAACAAGUUAAAACAUCGCCCCAUAUGGCUUAAAUGUUAGGUUUUUUCUACAAGAAAUCUUCGCCAAAAUUCGUCGUAUCGAAAUUCAUGUUUUCUAUUUUGUUUUUUACACAUAGAGACAGAGCGAAGCUCAACAUACUAGUCCUUACUUUAAAACCAAAGUAAAGAGAAAACAACAUUGUGUAGCUUUUAAGAAUCUCCAUUACGUAUUCACACCUGUGUGUCUAUACAAAAGGCAUAAUUAUAAUUAAAUAAUUCAAUCAUCGUAAUUAGGUAAAUGACUAACCGAUAAGCGAAUAGAUAAAGAAGAGAAUACAAUGGAUAAGCCACUCGUUAAAUGUAUCGUUUUAUUUUAAUUCAUUUUUUUACUACACAAUUAACAUUUUAUCUAGCAACUUUCGUCGGCUAGGAAUGUAAAUUCUGUAUCUGUAUAUUGUUUUCCUAUUUCAACUAUUAAAAGUGAUCGUCAACUUAAA